Molecule: messenger RNA, 3015 nt
Organism: Chara braunii
Lineage: Eukaryota; Viridiplantae; Streptophyta; Charophyceae; Charales; Characeae
Source: the annotation of a GenBank genome assembly
GUCCGCAGCCACGGACUUGGCCGUGGAUGGCCGCCGCCGGGGGGGAUUCAUAGACUGCGGGUAGCUACUACCACGGGGAUAGGGGAGGUGGUGUUGGGACGAUUCCGGCGAAGUGGUGUACAGUGGAUUGUGUGGUAUCGGCCUGGGCGGGUGUGCGAAGAGGCAGUGAUCUCCUCCUGUUUCGUCAGAGCGACCUACGAGCGGCAAUGGACUUCCCAGUGGGUCCGGACUACAUCCGGGAGCAGCCACAGGCAGAGGGCACGGUAUACUUCUGACCGGGCGACUCCAUCGCCAAACUUUGUGUCAUCCGAGUAUAGGCGGUCAUGCCCCCCUCCCUGGAAUUGAACGCUUCUCUCCUCCCCCCGUCUAUCUCAAUCUCUGCGUGUAUCCCCUUGCGCCGACCUCGCGCUGCUUUAUCCUCCUCCUCCAGCUCACCCCCUUCUAUGUUGUCACGCAUGGAUAAGGAUAGGGAGGCGUGGGAUGCUCCUCCUCUUCGGUUGGCAGAUGGCAGGGGGAAUACUUGGGAAAUACUUGCGUUUUGUUUUGCGGCCUUCCUAGCGCUGCUUGCUCUUCUGGCAUUUCUGUUUUUCAUCUGCUCCCUCCCUGUGCAACCCCUCCAGCGCAUACCCGGACUGAUUGUGUUUGCAGGUUACCCCUCUGAUGAAUCGCGUGGCGAGCUAUGAAAAGCGCUUCAGGGACUGCCACCCCCUCCUGCAUGUGUGUAGAUUGGCAGCAACUAGCUUGCACUUUCACGAUUUGGCUGGACUGCGAUGCAUGCACUAUAUCUUCCCGCCCCCCUACCUUCUAUGGGAGAACUUUGUAGAAGUAGGUAAUGUUCUUGGUCUGACAUCGUUGUGGCCCUCUCAACGAUAAAUUGUGCUACUGGAUGAAGGGACGAUGACAUGUGGGAUGCAUGAUCUUGGCGCACCUACGGAAACCUUCCCUGGAGGGUGGUGGGAAGAGAUCAUCGUUGUCUAUCCAUGGCUGAAUGAUUGUGCCCACCCCAGCAAACCCACUCAGGCUCUUAUCGCCACAAUCAAACCUGACAUCAUGGCAGCUAUUAAGCGCCGAUGGGACAUCGGGAAAUUCCCACACCUAUUCACCACCUUACGAUUCGCUGAACUCUCUAUCCUCGCUUGGGUAUGGGAUAACAGCGCAAAUACCUUCGAGGCAGCCGUGGAUAACUUUGCCGCAAAAACUGGCACAAACCAUGACCUGGACCAAAAGGAGGAUGUGGAGGUUCCAGGCCGGGUAGCAGGAAUGGAGAAAGCCUUCCUACAAAUUUGGAAGUUGGAUGACUCUCCCCUUCAGGGCGUUAGCUCCGGGGGAAAUAUUGAUAGGUCGAUUGGGAGAUCGUUUGAACUCCCAGGGAGAUGAGGUGGCAGAGGUUUUGGGUGCGAUAAAAAACAUCGCUACAUCUAGUGGUAAAGCCAAGGCGUCCUACAAACAACCGGACAAAACCAAUGAUGGUUUGGCCUUCUGCCCCCUCCCCUCGGCGAGAUGGGUAGAGUACAUGUCCACAGCUUUCAGACAUGCGGUCUGGAAGAUCGAUACGUACAAUCAUCUUGCCCCGCUCACUAUCAAGGCCUUUCGGUUCCUAGGCAACCUAACGGAGACAGAGAUCAGGGCAUGCUGGAGGGACGCCAUGGGUGGUAAUAUCAAAUAUGGGACCAAUAGGCGCACCUACUUUGAGCCCUCUGAUCUCCAUUUUUCGAACCUCACGAUCCUUGACCCAGGGAAAUGUGGCAUCUCGGACCCCAUCAUGCUCCAGAAAAAUCUCCUCCCAUUGGGACCACUGGAAAUGAAGAACCUCAGGAAGGUGUGGUCGGUCGGGAGACCAUACCUGAGAUGUAGGUGUAAGACUGAUAAGGGGAAGGACUGUGGUGGGGUUCCAAUCUGGUGUGACCACAUGAUCUGGUUUCUCCUUGCCCAUCCGGAGUACAUCUUCCCGAACCUGUCCUCAAACAAGCUCAGGAUCACGCUCCUGAUCCACUACCUGCGCACAUCAUGGAAGCCGGUCAUCCUGGCUUGUGUCACUUUCAUAUACAUUCGUGACAUCAUGCUCAUCAUCGCUAGGAAGGUGGGAGAGAACCCAGAUCACACAGCGAAUUCGGUUGUCAAUGAUGAUGACCUCCGUGAUGAAUACCUCCCUGGUGCACUGGCCCGCAUCCUGCUACCAAACAAGGUCACCAUCUCCCCCACAAAGCGGGACUUAAGGUCUCCGAUGAACCCCAGAGCCAAGCAAAAGCGUAGGCACAGUGCUCCCUUGGGGGGCCAGCAGCUGAUCCCCUUUGGACGGGCUGGCUUUCAGCGCGUGAAUAAUAACGGUGGUGCCCGAAAUCAGCCCGCACAGAGCGUGCAGCUCUCGGACGCUCAGCCUGGCACUUCUACAACAGAGGCCCGCCACACGCCCGCAUACACCAGGAUACAUCGGAGGAUGAUCUCCCCCCGCAAGGGACUGCCCUUGCCGCAUGAGCGACGCACAUUCCGGAGAGAAAGGGACUCAACUAAGCUCACUUAUGUGCAUCUCACAUUUACGAGCCGAGUUAUGGAGGCCUUCUCCCUCAGGCAGAUCAUCAAGGAACGUGUCAUGGCACAUUUGGGGGAUGGCACAAAGGAUUGGUUGGAUGACGUGGUGUUUGGUUGGAGGUAUCGUCACUCCUUGGCCAACCUGAUCCUCAACCCGGCCAAGGUGUUCGAUGAGUUCCGGCUGGAGGAAUGGAUGCGGCAAUACAAACCGGAAGAUUGCACAUGUGCCGAUCACCGAUAUCGACAGUUCCACCAUGAGAAGACUGCUGACUUGCUCACCGACAACACGCAGACGCAUGUGCUUACCUUGGAUAAAGCCCUGGGCCCUCAUAGGGAUGCUGGGGAUGGGCUUGAAUCACAUCCCACUUCACCGAUUGGACGAGGAGGAAGCGGUGCGAGAGGUAAAGAUGGCCUUUGAUACGUUGAUCAGGGAGAGUCCUCAGUUUGAACUCCUCACCACGGAGUCCUUGAGGUGCCCGGGAGAAG